CUUGCGGGAAAGGGUAGGGACUUAAACUCUUAAUUCAAAUGAACAACGUGUUAAACUCUUAAUUCUAUAGAGACUGAAAGACUUUGGUUGAGUUUUCAUCAAUGGCAGCAAGAACCCCGGGCAACGGUAACCGCUUUCUUGUUCGCCCUAGAACACUUUUUGAAGGUUCUCGAACUGAAGUUGAAGAACCCCCGGAAGAUGGUAACCGCUUUCCUGGUCGUCCUAGAACACUUUUGGAACCAGAACCCCAAGGGGAAAGAACUCAACAAGAGCUUCCUCAAAUGAAUAUGGAUGGGCUCGAUCAGGGAGGAGGAGGCGGCAACAGGACCCAGAUUCGUUACAAUAAUAUUACCGCAGGCGAGCUCAGUGAGAAUGUUGGGAUGUCAAACUUUCGUAAUGUACAAGGUCAAGGCGGAGGCCAAGGUGGUGAUCUCGACAUUUCUGGCAAUACAAUUACUGCAGGUGGAGGAGCCUCGAAUGUUGGGUUUCACAACUUUGGCAACAGCACACCUGACAGGAAGUGUUGCAUCCUCAUGUAGUUUGGGAGAAAAAGAAGCUGAAUCAAAGUUAAUAUAAACUAAUUGAAGAAGGACAUGAUUAAUAAAAAGAAAAAAAG
Molecule: messenger RNA, 616 nt
Organism: Prunus avium (sweet cherry)
Lineage: Eukaryota; Viridiplantae; Streptophyta; Magnoliopsida; Rosales; Rosaceae
Source: RefSeq, a predicted model, not a curated record